Messenger RNA from Fomitiporia mediterranea MF3/22, 186 nucleotides. RefSeq lists its product as uncharacterized. The transcript has a single exon. The record is from RefSeq and is a predicted model, not a curated record. Bases 1 to 186 code for a protein of 61 amino acids. NCBI's taxonomy places the organism in Eukaryota, Fungi, Basidiomycota, Agaricomycetes, Hymenochaetales, Hymenochaetaceae.
AUGGACUCGGCUCGUUCCUCUUCCGCUACCUACUCGUCCUCGACCAACUCUGGCCCCGCCUCCUCUGCGCAGCAAGGUAAGCUGUCGUCUACGCGGCGAGCUCGGGACCGCUGUCUCGUCUGGCCAAUGCUCGCCGCAGCGCCGCCGACGUUCACGGCAAAAUCGCGAGUGACUCUAAUUCAAUAA